Messenger RNA from Diachasma alloeum, 3746 nucleotides. RefSeq names its product transcription initiation factor TFIID subunit 2 (gene Taf2). The transcript is spliced from 3 exons. Gene Ontology annotation, biological process: transcription initiation at RNA polymerase II promoter. Bases 165 to 3746 code for a protein of 1193 amino acids. Gene Ontology annotation, cellular component: transcription factor TFIID complex. The record is from RefSeq and is a predicted model, not a curated record. Lineage: Eukaryota; Metazoa; Arthropoda; Insecta; Hymenoptera; Braconidae. Gene Ontology annotation, molecular function: chromatin binding; zinc ion binding; transcription cis-regulatory region binding.
UCGCCAGUGGUGCCGUUGCACCUGAACUACAAUCGAAAAUGGCGUUCGCGUGUGACUGCAAGUGACUGAAGGGAAGAGUGGCUUCCCUAACCAAAGAUUCACGUAGAAACUGUCAAGUUUGUUUCUGGAAAUUGGAGACGAAUUAUUGAAUUCUCGAUGGAAAUAUGAAGAAGGAACGCACAGCCGAUAACUCUCGGCCGUUUAAACUAGCCCACCAGAUAGUCUCCCUAACGGGCAUCUCCUUCCAACGCAAGAGCAUAAUCGGUUUCGUGGAGUUGACGAUCGUCCCCCUGCGCGACCGCCUCCUGAAGAUCCGGCUGAACGCGCGCCAAUGCCGCAUCUACCGCGUCUGUCUGAACGACACCCUGGAGGCGCCCUUCCAGUACUUCGACCCCUUCCUGGACAUCUGCCAGGGUGACGAGAAGCAGCGCUCCCUGGAGUUCUUCUCCACGAUGCACCUGGCGGCAGCGCAGAAGGUGGACCCUGACAACAACUCCGGGGAGCUCCUGAUAACGAUGCCCGAGGGUUCGGAGAGCCUCAUCCAGAUAAAUCAGAAGCUCCGAAUAGGGAUUGAGUUCUCCCUGGAGCAGCCCCAGGGCGGCGUUCACUUCGUCGUACCGAACUGCGAGGGGAGCCUGGCCGAGAGGGGAGCCCACAUGUACACCUACAGCUACGAGAACUCAUCGAGACUCUGGUUCCCCUGCAUCGACAGUUUCGCCGAGCCCUGCACCUGGAAGCUGGAGUUCACCGUUGACGAGACUAUGACUGCAGUGUCCUGUGGAGAUCUGGUGGAGGUGGUCUACACUCCGGACAUGAGGAGAAAGACAUUUCAUUAUGUUCUGAACACACCGGCUUGCGCCCCCAACAUUGCCCUGGCGGUGGGACCCUUCGAGAUAUUCGUGGACCCUUACAUGCACGAGGUCACACACUUCUGUCUGCCUCAGCUCUUGCCUUCCCUCAAGGUCUCGGCCAAGUACAUGCACGAGGCCUUCGAGUUCUACGAGGAGACGCUGUCCAAUCGAUAUCCGUAUUCUUGUUACAAACAGGUAUUCGUGGAUGAGAUUGACGAGGACAUAAACGCCUACGCGACAAUGUCAAUCCUCAACACGAACCUCCUCCACUCCACCGCAAUAAUCGAUCAAGUCUACAUCACCAAGAAAGCAAUGGCCCAAGCAAUAGCGGAGCAGUUCUUCGGCUGCUUCAUCUCGAUGCAGAACUGGUCGGACACGUGGCUGCCAAAGGGUAUCUCCACCUACCUAACCGGUCUCUACGCGAAGAAGUGUUUCGGCAACAACGAGUACCGCCAGUGGAUUCAAUCCGAGCUGCAGGAGGUGGUCAAGUACGAGGAGCAGUUUGGCGGAAUAAUCCUGGAUUCCUCCCAGCCCCCAUCGCCCCUUCCGAUCGCCGCCAACACCCCGGCGCCAGCCCCCCGCAGCCCGGACCCCGGUUUCUACUUCCCCAUCCGCAACCUCCACACCAUGUCCCCCAGGUACCUCGAGGUCCUCCGGAAGAAGGCGCACCUGGUGAUCAGAAUGCUGGAGCACAGGAUAGGGCAGGAGCUCCUCCUCCAGGUGUUCAACAAACAGCUGUCGCUGGCGGCCAACGCGGCCCAGCAGAAGAUAGACUCGGGCCUGUGGACCCACAUGCUAAUCUCCACCAACGUCUUCACCAAGGCGAUAUUCACAGUCACCGGCAAGGACAUGGCGGUGUUUAUCGACCAGUGGGUGCGCACCGGGGGUCACGCCAAGUUCUCUCUGAGCUUUGUCUUCAAUCGAAAGAGAAAUACAGUCGAGCUGGAGAUACGCCAGGACACCUCGAGCUCCAAGGGCAUUCGGAAAUACGUGGGGCCAUUGCUGGUGAACAUUCAGGAGUUGGACGGCACCUUCAAGCACACCCUCCAGAUCGAGGGAACAGUGGCCAAGGCCGACAUCACCUGUCACAGCAAGUCCCGGAGGAACAAGAAGAAGAAGAUUCCCCUGUGCACGGGUGAGGAAGUCGACAUGGACCUCUCCGCCAUGGACGACUCACCGGUCCUGUGGAUUCGGCUGGAUCCCGACAUCACCCUGAUGCGCUCCGUUCAGAUAGAACAGCCGGACUACCAGUGGCAGUACCAGCUGCGCCACGAGAGGGACGUGACGGCCCAGCUGGAGGCCAUCGAGGCACUCCAGCAUCACUCAACCCCGGCAACUAGACUCGCCCUCACCGACACCAUCGAGAACGAGCACUGCUACUACAAAGUCAGGCUCAGGGCCGCCCAUUGUCUGACCAAAGUCGCCAAUGCCAUGGUCGGGACGUGGGCGGGACCCCCCGCCAUGCUGGCCAUCUUCAGGAAGCUCUACGGAUCAGCCUCCUGUCGGCGGAUAAUCAAGCAGAACAACUUCACCAAUUUUCAGCACUACUUCCUGCAGAAGACCAUUCCGGUCGCCAUGGCCGGCCUCAGGAAUGCCCAUGGCAUCUGCCAACCUGAGGUACUGGCCUUCCUCAUGGAUCUCUUCAAGUACAAUGACAACAGCAAGAACAGAUACUCGGAUAACUACUACAGGGCUGCACUCAUUGAGGCCCUUGGCGCCACCGUCACACCUGUUAUUAGCGUCCAACAUGGCCCCUCCAUAACAGCUGAUUCACUCUCAAUCGACACUAAAGCCAUUCUCGAGGAGGUGACCCGACAUCUCAAUCUCGAGAAACUCCUGCCCUGCUACAAGUACACGGUCAGUGUGGCUUGUCUCAAGGUGAUCAGGAUUCUCCAGAAAUUCGGCCAUUUGCCGAGCAAUCCUAAUCUUUUUAAGGCAUACGCCGCCUACGGCCAGUUCAUUGAGGUUAGGAUUGCGGCCCUCGAGGCCCUUGUGGACUUCACGAGGGUCGAUGGCAAGUGGGAGGAUUUGGAGUUUCUUUUGGACAUGGCGGAGAUGGAUCCCCACCCUGGGAUUAGGCAUAAGCUUGUGAGGCUCAUGGUGGAGAAUCCACCCUUCGAGCGGGCCCACAGGCACAGGCUGGACAGCCCUGAGUUGGUCGACAGGAUAUGGAAUCUUAUGAAUGGAAUGCUCUCACACGACUCCAAGUUGAGGUGUGACUUUGUGGAUCUUUACUACACGCUUUAUGGGACCAAGAGGCCCAAUUGCCUGCCGAUACCCGAAUUGGCGGGGGUCCUCAAGCCGAAGAAGGCAAGUCCCGAGAGGGAGGAGCCCAGAAUAGUUAAGAAUCCGAUGUUUCAGAAGAGCGAUGUCGUCGAGGUGGACUCGAGUCCGCCUGUGGUGAAGCGCAAGGCUUCACCUUCUAGAGAGGGAGGGGGUGGGCCUGAGGGGGGGGAGAAUGGGCCCCUCGUGAAGAAACCGAAGCCACAGAAUCCUGAGGUUAGGGCGGGGCCGCAGGGCCCUGGGGAGGGCAAGAUCAAGACGGAGUAUUACUCGGAUAAUUCGGCGUCACUGCCGGGACUCAUGGGGAUGGGGUCGCAGGGGCCCGUUGGGUUCGAACCCGGAAUGUUUAAGAAGGAUGAGGAGGGGAAGGGGAAGGGCGAGUCGGGGGGCAAGGGGAAGAAGAAGAAGAAGGAUAAGAAGAAGCAUAAGCACAAGCACAAACACAAGCAUGAUCACAAGCAUGGGAAGGAGAAGGAGAAGGAGAAGAAGGGCAAGGAGAAGGGAAAGGAUAAGGAGAAGGACGCGUUGAAGGUCAAGGACGAGACUUUGAGCUCAGUCAGCUCUAGUCCCAGUCCGGAACCUGGGAAUUCAAAGGAUUAUGGGGUUUUGUAA